Molecule: messenger RNA, 1956 nt
Organism: Porites lobata
Lineage: Eukaryota; Metazoa; Cnidaria; Anthozoa; Scleractinia; Poritidae
Source: the annotation of a GenBank genome assembly
AUGUCGUCUUCAAAGAAAAGAGGUAAACAUUGUGCCGUUUUUGACUGUAAUAACAGCUAUUAUAAUGACGAAGGGCUCUUCGGUGGCUAUCAUUUCUUCAAAUUCCCCACGAGCCCCAAGCGAAGAAAUCGCUGGUGUAAUCUCAUUAAGAGGCAACAUGGAAGAGAUGGCUUUACCGUGACAAGUUCAACUGUAGUUUGCAAUGAACAUUUUAAGCAGGAGGACAUUGUGAGAAAGUUGUCAGGCCGCUGGGACUUGAGGAAAGGUUUGUGAAAAAUACAUCAACCUUAUAGCAAUAAUGAUAUGCAUAUCACAUUUCAGUGCAGGUGCCCUUACAUUUUGCUCAAUCUUUUUUUCUUUUAUCUUAUUUGCAAAACUUAAUAUAAUGAUAGGGCUAUUGAGCUCAUGAAUAAUGAUUAUUAACGAUUAUAAGUGCUUUGUUUUUUAGUGACUGUAGUAUUUCGAUAGCAAUCGAUGUUUUCCUUCUUUGUCCUGUCUCUUAUGAAAGAUAAUCCUAGUGUUGUGUGAAUAAAUGGCUUGCAGUCAAUAAUGAGUUUCACUCAGGACACUGGACCCGAGCACUGUGUUAUUGUUAUCAAUGUACAUGUAUUUUUAUUAUAAUUAUUUCAUAUUGUAAAAAUUUACACCUUUCAAUCAAAAGGUGCUGAGCCAUCGCAGUUUUCAUGGACCUCACAAAAAAAAACCCGUAAAGCCCCUGUUGAACGAGUACCAAGCACAGCAGUUUCUGCAGAGGAAAUGGAUGUAGAAGAUUCAUUCAAAGAGUCCUCAAAUCUAUCACUGCCAUUGGAAACAGUUUCAGCAGCAAGUGAUCAAGCUUCGCCUUCAUUCACUGUUGAUCAGGAUCAUGCUGACGCCUCUGAUAAUGGUGUUAUCAGACAACUGCAACAAAAGAUUACUUUGCUGGAACUAAAACUAGCUGAUUGUGAAGAAAGUUUGAGAGAAGUGAAAAGUGAGAAUGAGAUUCUGCUAAGCCGUCAAUUUUCCUUAGAGAAAAUAAAGGAUGAUAACUCAGCCAUCUUAUUUUACACAGGGUUUCCAUCGUAUGAGGCACUGAUAAGUUUUUUUAAAUAUAUUGAGCCAAAAUUAGAAAAGAUGCAGUACUGGAAGGGAGAGCGUCUUGUGAAAGGGAGUCAGCCUUAUCAAGAGGAUGAAAAUCGCAAAAAACCAGGACCCUCUAGGAAACUAUCAUUUCUAGAUGAAUUUCUGUUAGUACUGAUGCGGCUGAAGGCUGGCUUAUUUGUACAGGACCUCGCAGACAGAUUUGGUGUAAGCAUCAGCCUUGUGUCAAGGAUUUGUAUUACGUGGAUUAAUUUAUUGUACUAUGAACUGAAAGAUAUUUUCCCUUUCCCAACCCAAGAGUUGGUGCGCAAAAAUAUGCCAGAAGAAUUUGCUGAAUUUGCAACAACCAGAAUAAUUUUGGACUGCACUGAGCUUUUCAUUCAGCGUCCAUCUGCAAUGCUUGCACAGUCAGAAACGUGGUCUGAUUACAAGCACCACAACACUUGGAAGCUACUAGUAGGAGUGACACCAAAUGGCCCAGUGUCUUUUCUUUCAGACCUUUGGGGUGGACGAGUGUCUGAUAAACAAAUAACUCGAGAAAGUGGAGUGCUGGAUUUAAUUGAAAGUGGAGACAAUAUCAUGGUUGACCGUGGCUUUGACAUAAAGGACAUUGUGCCCGAGGGUGUCACAGUCAAUAUGCCACCCUUUUUAGCAGGACGCGAUCAACUAACUGCAGCAGAGACAGAGGAAACAAUGACCAUUGCCUCUGUAAGGAUCCAUGUGGAAAGAGCAAUUGGUCGGAUAAAGACUUACCACAUUUUAGAUGGUAAUCUGUCCAAUACACUUAGCCCCUAUGCGACACAGAUAGCAACAGUAUGUGGACUUCUUACAAACUUCCUUCCGCCUUUGCCAACACCUGCUAAUCCGAAACCAUAG